Hibiscus syriacus is the source of this 918-nucleotide messenger RNA. RefSeq names its product zinc finger CCCH domain-containing protein 44-like. Lineage: Eukaryota; Viridiplantae; Streptophyta; Magnoliopsida; Malvales; Malvaceae. The record is from RefSeq and is a predicted model, not a curated record. The coding region runs from base 147 to 857 and encodes 236 amino acids. The transcript is spliced from 5 exons.
CUACUUUACUUUGCUUUCUUACUCUGGUUUCGCAAAGAUCAAGAUUGCUUUUUAACACUCUCUGCCAGACUGCCACUACCUAUUAAGCUUCAACGUGCAAUAAACAUAGGGGAAAAAAGGUUUUUUUUUCUUUCUUUCUUUUUGAAAUGAGCAAAGACAAAGGGAAGCAAAAACUGAAUGAAGAAGCUGAAGGCGAAGAUUGGUGCUUUGUUUGUAAAGAUGGUGGGAAGUUGCUGCUUUGUGAUCACAAGGGCUGUGGAAAAGUUUAUCAUCCCACAUGUGUUGGUAAGAGAAAUUCAGUAUUGAAGUCUGAAGGUCGCUGGACCUGCCCCAGGCAUUCUUGUGCUGAAUGCGGUGGUCCCCCACGGUAUUUUUGCCUCAUGUGCCCCGAUUCCGUCUGUAGGCUCUGUGUUAAGGCUUAUGAGUUUGUGCCUGUUAAGUUGAACAAAGGACUUUGCAAAACAUGUUUUGAGCUCUCACUACUUGCAGAAAUGAAUGCAGAAGUUGACUCUGAAGGGGAUAAGCUACACUUUCAAGAUACAGAUUCCUCUGAUUUCAUGUUUAAAGACUAUUUAUUGAUAAUAAUGGAGCAAGAAGAGUUGAAGUUUGAUGAUUUGCGUCAUGCUCAGUCUGAGACGAAGAACUAUGAAAGUGGCUUGGAUUGUGAUAAGAUUAAGGAUAAAGACGCUAUAAUCACAAUAUCAGAUGUUGAUAGAGAGUCAACUUCUGCUUCAGAUGAUUCAUUUGGUAAAAGAAGAAGUCCCAGAAGAAACCAGGGAAAAAGAAUAAGAUAUGCGAUCUUUUCAAAGCUCAUUUUGCUGAUACUUUGGAACUGUCAAUCUUGGAUGGCAAGGUGAAUGAUAGUGGAAGUCGUUUGGUGAAUGAGAAUAAACGGAUUACCUCAGAAUACAAGAGGCA